Carassius carassius (crucian carp) is the source of this 2648-nucleotide messenger RNA. RefSeq names its product SPRY domain-containing protein 3-like. The record is from RefSeq and is a predicted model, not a curated record. NCBI's taxonomy places the organism in Eukaryota, Metazoa, Chordata, Actinopteri, Cypriniformes, Cyprinidae. The coding region runs from base 141 to 1391 and encodes 416 amino acids. Gene Ontology annotation, molecular function: protein binding. The transcript has 11 exons.
ACGCCACCCAGGAAGAACCGCCCUCACUUCUGCGAAGUUUGUCGGGUAGCUUAGCGAAUGGAGUCGAGAGCUAGAAGUAAACACAAGUGGCCUUAGAAUGUUUUAACGUUUUUCCCGCUGAUGAACAUAAGAUCUAUGAGAUGGAUGAUAUCAAUUUACACUACAGAUUUAUGAACUGGCGGCGCAGGAUCAGAGAAAUCAGGGAAGUCCGUGCUGUUCGUUAUCAAGAGCGAUACAAACGAAUGUUGAAGAAUGGAGACACGCUAAGUUACCAAGGGAACUCUGAUGAAGUUGGCUGUUAUGUGGCUCCACGCCCCUUAUCAAAGGGAAACUGUUACUUCGAGGUGACCAUUAUGGAUACUGGAGUUAGAGGGACCAUUGCUGUUGGCCUGGUUCCCCAGUAUUACAAACUUGACCAACAGCCUGGCUGGCUUCCACAUUCAAUAGCUUAUCAUGCUGAUGAUGGAAAAUUGUACAACGGCAACACUGUCGGUCAGCAGUUUGGUCCUAAAUGUAACCGCGGUGACCGAAUUGGUUGCGGUAUCUAUGCAGACACUUUCGAUGCCGGACUCGUCACUGUGUUUUUCACAAAGAAUGGAAAGGAGGUAGGGUCAGUGGUGGUGCCGGUGGUUCCAGAUGGGCUUUUCCCUGCCAUUGGCAUGCACUCCCUUGGUGAAGAGGUACGGUUGGACCUGCAGGCAGAAUGGGGUUCGGAGGAGGACGACAGCGUCAUGAUGGUGGACAGCCAUGAGGAUGAAUGGGCACGCCUGUAUGACGUCAGAGUAAGCGCCACGCUUCUGGAAUAUGUUGGGAAAGGGAAGAGCAUCAUGGACGUGGGUCUGGCUCAGGCCCGGCAGCCCCUCACGACACGAAGUCACUACUUUGAAGUGGAAAUUGUGGAUCCCGGAGAGAAGUGCUACAUCGCCCUGGGCCUGGCAAGAAGAGAUUACCCAAAGAACAGGCAUCCGGGAUGGAGUCGAGGUUCUGUUGCAUAUCACGCAGACGAUGGGAAGAUCUUCCAUGGAAGUGGAGUAGGAGACCAGUUUGGCCCUCGCUGUUUUGAAGGGGACAUCAUGGGAUGUGGAAUUAUGUUUCCUCGGGACUAUGUGCUGGACUAUGAAGAUGAAAUGGACGACUGGGAUGCUGCUGAUGUACGACCAAAGCAGGGGCAUGUUGAAAACAUGCUGUAUUUGAAUGAUGAGGAUGAGGAAGAGGGAGAUGAUCCGGAACAAGAACAUGAGGGCCUAAAGGUCAUGGUGUUCUUCACCCGGAACGGCAAGAUUAUCGGCAGGAGGGAAGUAGUUGUCCCGGCAGGAGGUUUUUACCCCACUAUCGGGAUGCUCAGCAGCGGAGAAAAGGUGAAGGUGGACCUCCAUCCUCUCAGCGGAUAAUAAACCAGGAACUGCACAUCUCCAAUCCCGCCGUCAGCCACAAACAAGAUAGAAAAGACCCAAAAAAUUAUGCUGAGAUUUCUGUUCUCUUUCUUUUGUUUCAAGGCACUUCAAAAUGCAAGUUUAACACGUCUAAAACACGUUCACUCCAAUGCAUGUUUCGUCUAAAGCAUUCGCCUCCGCUUAAAACGGUUUACUGUGAAACCACAUAGAGGGCUUUGUGGCAUGAAAUGGUUAAUAUUAGGCCUCAGAAGAACCGUUUAACUGGUGACCGAAAUAAUAUUGAUACAUUUGAUUACAAAUGAGUAGAAAAUAUUAAAUUAUAUAUUUUUAAUGUACAUGUACAUAUGUAAAUUUACGUAUAGGCUGCUAUACAAACAUUUAUUUAGCUAAAUCAAUCAUGAAUAUUAAUAAACAGCUGGACAUCCUAAAGAAAGUUAAAGAUAAGGGUGUUGAUUAUUAAUCAAAUUAUACAUAUAUAUAAAAGGUGUAAUAAUGUUAAAAACAACUUCACAGUUUUCCACAAGCACUCCCUGUCACAAAGGACUUGUGUUGGUGAUGAAAGCAUAUUAUGGUUAUUUUUCUUAUUGUGAUUCAUUUUGAAUCAUCAUAAUAGUUGUCCGAAAAUGAAUUGGGAGGAAGGUGUUUUGCCAGUAAAUAACAUGAAGUAAUUGCUAAUUGUGACAUCAGCGGAAGCGAGUUGUAUUGUCUCCUGUUGUGUAUCAUACACUCUCAUCCGUCAUCAGGAAACAUGAUUCAGUAUCUCCAGACCUGAGAGAGCAAGACCGGAAGAGAACACACUCAAUCGGCUACUUCAUGUUUAUUUGUCAGUGAAUGCAUCUGAAACCAUAUAUGUUAUUUAGUUCAGGCUUUUCUGUAAAUGUAGAUUUUUGUGAAUGUAGAGUUUGUGGAUGUUUUCAGGAUAUUUCAGGGCAGACGGCACAUUGGGAGUCGAGUCAGAAAACAUGGAGCUUUUUAUUCAGGUAUUGUCCACUGUAAUGUGAACUAGUCUGGUUCACAAAUGCCACAAGCACUUUAGAGACGCCUCAACUUAAGCUGAUAGUCCGAUGGGCGAGCGGCUGUAAUGCUACGCUCUAGACUUCUCAACAGAUGCCACUUUGCACACCUCGAUGUUGCAAUAAUGCCCUUCCUCUUCUGUCCUGUUGCAUAUCACAUAUGGAACAAAAUGGUUUCAUAUUACAUACAUUGCCAAAUUUAUUGUAUGAUUGAUCCCUUUCAAUAUAGUUUCUCCUUCAU